Messenger RNA from Cornus florida, 1575 nucleotides. RefSeq lists its product as uncharacterized. NCBI's taxonomy places the organism in Eukaryota, Viridiplantae, Streptophyta, Magnoliopsida, Cornales, Cornaceae. Bases 61 to 987 code for a protein of 308 amino acids. The transcript is spliced from 5 exons. The record is from RefSeq and is a predicted model, not a curated record.
UGAAAUGUGAGAUUUUAAUUCUAACAAUAAAGUGUAGUAGUAGCAGUAUCAGAGGCGGAGAUGCUGAGCACCCAAGUAUUACUGAAUAGAUUCAAUUUGAGUGCAAUUUCAAAGAAGACAACAUGUCUUCAUAUAUGUGGGAUAGUUAAGGUUCUUGUGGAUAAAGUGGAUGUUGGGGGUAUUACACGUCAAAUGAUGGAGGUAUCAGAUAUAUUGGUAAAUUUCAUAACAUAUGUGAAUGAGCAUUACAAAACGAUUGUGGAGCCUGCUGGAAUCGAUUUUGAUGCAGAUAUGGACAUCUCAGAUAUGGACAAUAAGAUGAUAGAAAGUUCAGUUGGAAUGCAGAUUUGUGUGCCUGAGGGUGGAGAAAUGCUUGAUUUCUAUGGUGAAAGGGAUUUAAUUGGACAUGGGAUAGAUGAUAAUAUGGAACCAUAUAUUGGAAUGGAGUUUGAGUCUGAAGAGACAGCCAUGGUUUACUAUGAUGCAUAUGCUAAGCGCGUUGGCUUUAUCAUCCGUGUUGGCAAUUGCCACCGUUCAAGUCGUGAUGGGUCAGUCAUUAGUCGUAGAUUUCUUUGCAAUAAGGAAGGUUUUCGUGUAAACAAUAAGAAGGCAAAACGGCUUGAAGUGAGAAAGCCAAGGGAAAUAACUAGGGAAGGUUGCAAGGCAAUGAUAAUGGUGAGGAAAGAGAAGUCAGGGAAAUGGGUUGUUACAAAGCUUGAAACAGAGCAUAGUCAUCCACUAGGAAUACCUGCUGGGAAGGGCCGUCGGGGUGCAAUUCAGGCACGGCCACAGGAUGAGAAGGAUAAGAAAAUCCGAGAGUUAUCUGCUGAGCUUCAUCGUGCAAAUCAACAGUUGGCAGAGUGUGAAGAGCAACUAAACAUGGUUUUGAAAGAUAUAGAACAGCAUACAAACCACCUAACAAGAAGUCUUCAUGACAUAAUCGAGAAUGUAAAAGAAAUCGAAGCUGAGGAUGAAGAGCAAUUAUAACAGGGCUUUUGGUGCAUUUCUACCUUUCUUUUUCCAACUUACAAUUCAUCCAUUACUGCAUUAUUUAGUUGUAUUUUUUUUUGCCCCUUUUUUUCUGUCUACUGCUAUUUAUCGAGUACGAGUGUAUAUAGAUAUUUGGAGGAUUUGUAAUGGGGAAGUGCCUUCAUGAACUUCAGACCUUUCAACUUACUGAAAGAGCCGCGUUCAUUGUUGCACAGGUGACUUUCCAAACAUCAGAGAAGAGUUUGGCAUGGUGCUGCAAUUCGGCAGGGAUUGUGUGUAUCGGUGCAUUGUGUCCGAAAGAGUUCCCUGCAACAUGGAUCUGGGGAAGGUGGGCAGUUCGUUAGUUCUAUUGAAACUUUUAACAAUCAUCUUCUCCACAUUUCUCUCUCUUAUUUUUUAUGUAUUUAAUGAAAAAUAAAAUAAAAAAUUGAUUGUAAUAAUGAUUAUGUUAGAUUCUGACCAUCUUGUUAAUACCUAGUUCAAACUAUUUUCAUUUGUAUUAAGACAGUUCAUAGCAAACACAUUGACAUUGUGUUUCACUAUCAAUAACAGAAAUGCUGAAGAUUCAUAUUGAUUGUAUUUGUA